This is a messenger RNA of Lactuca virosa, 1229 nucleotides long. NCBI's taxonomy places the organism in Eukaryota, Viridiplantae, Streptophyta, Magnoliopsida, Asterales, Asteraceae. The record is from the annotation of a GenBank genome assembly.
AUGAAAUAUACCUAUUGUCAGAUAUUAGCUUUUUAUACGAUGGGGGGAAGUUCAAUUUCAAUCGAUGACGAUUGGGAAUUCGCUGCUCCUUUGAAUGGGCUUCGAACUCUGGUUUUGGUUGGAAGGACAGGGAAUGGAAAAAGCGCAACUGGCAAUAGCAUCCUUGGGAAGAAGGAGUUCCUAUCAAGGGCAAGCUCAGCUGGUGUAACCAGUACUUCUGAGCUCAGAACUACUGUACUCAAAGAUGGCCAGAUGCUUAAUGUCAUCGAUACUCCUGGACUCUUUGAUUCUUCUGUUGAUACUGAAUUUAUUGGGAUGGAGAUUGUUAAAUGUAUCAAUAUGGCUAGGGAGGGUAUACAUGCUGUUCUUGUUGUCCUCUCAGUUAGGAAUCGGUUUUCAAAAGAAGAAGAAGCUGCAAUUAAUAGCUUGAGGAUUUUGUUUGGUAACAAAAUCAAUGAUUAUAUGAUAGUGGUUUUUACUGGUGGUGAUGAACUUGAAGAAAAUGAACAGACUCUGGAAGAUUUCUUAAAAGACUGUCCUCUACCUUUAAAGGAAACCCUUAGCCUAUGUGGCGACAGAUGUGUCCUUUUCGAUAACAGGACAAAAGAUCAAAAGAAGAAAGCAGAUCAAGUAAACCAACUUCUCUCUCUAGUCAACAUGGUGUUGACCAAGAACAAUGGAAAGCCAUAUACGGAUGAGAUUUUCAAUGAACUGAAGAGAGGUACUAGGAAGCUUCAUGAACAAACAGAAGAAGUUCAAUCUUUGCAGGGGUAUAGCAAACAGGAAAUAUCUGAGCUCACAGAGCAGAUGCAUAAAUCAUAUGAAGAGCAGCUUAAGCGAAUCACUGAAAUGGUUGAGUCGAGGCUGAAGGAAACAACUUCCAGACUUGAACAACAAUUGGCAGAAGAACAGGUUGCAAGGUUGAAGGCUGAAGAGUUGGCUUCUGCUGCUCAAAUGAAAUCAAAUGAUGAGAUCCGAAAGCUUAGAGAGAAUCUAGAAAGAGCUCAAAAGGAGACAGAGGAGCUUCGGAAGAGGGCUGAAAGUGGCAAAUGUGCUAUUUUGUGAUUCUGGAAAAUGUUUUAUAUUUUAAUUUUAAAAAAAUAGAACGGUAUUUUAAUGGUUGGUUUGUUUCAAAGCACUUGGAUUUGGUAUUAAGCUAUAUAUUUGUGUAUAUGUUUAAGAUAAUAUCUGUUUAUGUUGAGUUGGUCCAUACUGGCCAUACGGGUUGC